Nannospalax galili (Upper Galilee mountains blind mole rat) is the source of this 1997-nucleotide messenger RNA. RefSeq names its product thyroid hormone receptor interactor 6 (gene Trip6). Gene Ontology annotation, biological process: positive regulation of non-canonical NF-kappaB signal transduction. The coding region runs from base 312 to 1784 and encodes 490 amino acids. NCBI's taxonomy places the organism in Eukaryota, Metazoa, Chordata, Mammalia, Rodentia, Spalacidae. The record is from RefSeq and is a predicted model, not a curated record. The transcript has 9 exons.
CCGAGCCGCAGCCCACCCUGUGACUUGGCUGAGGAGGAGAACCCUCCCCUCUUAGCAGGAGGGGGCCAGCAAAGGGAAGGAUCGCAGAUUAAGGCCUAGGGGGCCACGUGACCCUCCCCUAGGAAUGCGGUGACGUCAGGGGGCGUGGCUGUCCCCAAAAUUGGGGAGGAAGGGGGAAAAAAAGCCAGAAAGUUUCUUUGCUGGAGUCUUCAACGAGUUGUAGGACCGGAAGGGGACGGGGUCGAGGCUACAAGCUCAGAGUUUUGUGGGGGCCCUGACCUGUCUGGAGUGGAGUACCCCCAUUCCAGGCCAUGUCGGGGCCCACCUGGCUUCCCCCGAAGCAGCUAGAGCCGGCCAGAGCCCCUCAGGGGAGAGCGCACCCUCGUGGCUCCCUGGGACCACCACCAGCCCACGGAGCAGCACUCCAGCCCCACCCCAGGGUCAAUUUUUGCCCCCUCCCAUCUGAACAAUGUUACCAGCCUCCUGGGGGACCAGAGGAUAGGGGGCCUGCCUGGGUGGGGUCCCAUGGAGCCUCCCAGCGUCCACAGGGGAUCCCCCCAGACAGGGGGGUUGUCCGCCCCGGAAACCUGGAUGCUGAGAUAGAUUCGCUCACCAGCAUGUUGGCGGAUCUGGACGGGGGUCGCAGUCACACCCAGCGACGACCAGACAGACAGGCUUAUGAGCCCCCUCCACCCCCUGCUUACGGGGCAGGCUCCCUGAAGCCCAACGGAGGUGGAGGUCCACCUCCGAUGCACCCAGCAUCCCCCUAUGGGGGCCCGACUCCAGCCUCAGCAUCCCCCUAUGGGGGUCCAACUCCAGCCUCCUAUGCUACCGCCAGCACCCCAGCUGGUCCCGCCUUCCCUGUACAAGUGAAAGUGGCUCAACCUGUGAGAGGCUGCGGCCUGCCUAGGAGGGGGACCUCUCAGGCCUCUGGGCCUCUCCCUGGCCCCCACUUUCCUCACCUAGGGCGAGGUGAAGUCUGGGGGCCUGGCUAUAGGAGCCGUGAGCCAGGACCAGGGGGUAAGGAAGAAGCUGCUAGGGUGCAUUGCCCUGCAGGAGGAGGAAGAGGAGGUGGACUCGGGCUCCAGGUCCCCCUGAGCCAGCCUCCAGAAGAGGAACUGGAGAGACUGACCAAGAAGUUGGUCCACGACAUGAGCCACCCGGCCAGCGGGGAGUACUUUGGUCGGUGUGGUGGCUGUGGAGAAGAUGUGGUUGGAGAUGGGGCUGGGGUUGUGGCCCUGGACCGCGUCUUCCAUAUUGGUUGUUUUGUGUGUUCUACCUGUCGGGCCCAGCUCCGGGGCCAGCAUUUCUAUGCUGUGGAGAGGAGGGCUUACUGUGAGAGUUGCUAUGUGGCCACCCUGGAGAAGUGUUCUACAUGCUCUGAACCCAUCCUGGACCGGAUCCUGCGGGCUAUGGGAAAGGCCUACCACCCUGGGUGCUUCACUUGUGUGGUGUGCCACCGAGGCCUAGAUGGCAUUCCCUUCACAGUGGAUGCCACCAGCCAGAUCCACUGCAUUGAGGAUUUCCACAGGAAGUUUGCUCCACGGUGCUCAGUGUGUGGUGGAGCCAUCAUGCCAGAACCAGGUCAGGAGGGGACAGUGAGAAUCGUUGCCCUGGAUCGAAGUUUUCACAUUGGCUGUUACAAGUGUGAGGAGUGUGGGCUGCUGCUGUCCUCUGAGGGUGAGUGUCAAGGCUGCUAUCCGCUGGAUGGGCACAUCCUGUGCAAAGCCUGCAGUGCCUGGCGCAUCCAAGAGCUCUCGGCCACUGUGACUACCGACUGUUGACUUUUCCUAGAAACAUCUGCUGGGAUUUCAGUUCCCAUCCGUCACUUCCUCUGACAUCUAUCUUUACAGUUUGUUAUCCAAUGCUGUCUCUUCUUCCUCCCAUUGAAAUAAUCCCUGAAGAGUUUACAAAGCACUUGCAAGUCUGUUAUUUCAUGAGUCUCAACGGCAGCCCAAUACAAGCAUGACUAUUACUGAUUGCCUCUUUUAAAAAAA